UCUGUUCCUUUCCCUCACCUGUCCUUUUUCCGCCUCACUCCACCUGUACCUCAUCCCCUCGUUAGUGUGUGUGUGUGUGUGUGGAUAAAGUCUUUGAGUUCCCGCAUGUCUUCCCUCUGGCAUCAUCAACAGUGUCUCAACUUGUGAACCCUGGGAGCGAGGUAAACGCUCAACCAAAAGUGAGAGCCGAGGACUUUAGGACCCUGAGGAGCGCGGUGCUGAGUGGAGGGCGUCCCUGUGGAGGAGAGCAUGGGAGAGGAGUAGUGGAGCGUCGCCGCCGCUCGCCGCGCGCUCAUCCCGCCGAUGCUCAAGUGUUGCAUGCUGAAGAGUCCCGACGCUCUGCGAGAGAGCUCCAAUAGGAUGAAGGCUCGGUCUGCGGCUGGAAACGAGGGGAAAUGAAGAUGAAGACAAGAGUGUGCCAAGGAGUUAGUGGCAUCAUCAUUGUCACCAUGGUUACCGGCUUUAUGUUGGUGUACAACAGCAGCUCUGGUGGCAGAUCACCUUCCUCAACGGCAUCAUCAUCAUCGUCGUCCAGACGUUUAGAUAAAGCUGAUCCAUCCACCGACAAGCCGGAGAGACGGCAGAGAGACCAAACGUCAACACUUGAGGGUUACACAGGUGUCAUGGAUCACAAGCCUCUGAAGAUGCACUGCAGGACUUGUGCCCUAGUCACCAGCUCCGGCCAUCUUACUGGGAGCAAGAGAGGCGGAGAAAUCGACAGCUCUGACUGUGUAAUCCGUAUGAACGACGCUCCCAGCGUCAGCUAUCAGCAGGAUGUCGGUCAGCGCACGAGCCUGCGUGUCAUAGCUCACUCCAGCCUGCAGAGGGUGCUGCGGAGCCGACAGGAGCUGCUCAACGUGAGCCAAGACACAGCGUUCAUCUUCUGGGGCCCGAGCAGCCUCAUGAGACGGGAUGGAAAAGGGAACGUUUACAACCACCUCAAGCUGCUGAACCAGCUACUGCCCAAACUCAAAGUCUACAUCAUUUCCCGAAACAAAAUGCUGAAAUUUGAUGAACUAUUUAAAAAGGAAACGGGGGUUGAUAGGAAGAGUUCCAACUCCUGGCUGAGUACCGGAUGGUUCACCAUGGCCAUAGCCCUCGAGCUAUGUGACCGGACCAACGUGUUUGGCAUGGUGCCACCAGAUUUCUGCAGAUCCUCCUCCCAUCCCUCCGUGCCGUAUCAUUACUACGAGCCCUCUGGGCCCGACGAGUGCACCAUGUAUCUCUCCCACGAGAGGAGCCGGCGAGGAAGCCACCACCGCUUCAUCACGGAGAAGAAGGUGUUUGCAAACUGGGCUCGCACCCGCAACAUCCACUUUUACCAGCCGGACUGGAAGCCCACUGCCGUCGCCACCAACAUGAACAGCUCAUACACUCCUGGAUCCUGAGGUUCACUCCAGGGACAAUCUCAGAAGUGUAGAAUAUGUGCAUGGACAGAUUCCAGCGUGCAGCUUCUCUCUGCAGCUGAUAUGAAUGCAUGAGACAGCAGUAGGACAGACCAUGCAACUGUUGUGGCUGUUAGCCUACUGCCUAAGCUGCUUGGCAGAAUGGGAUCAUUGCAUAAUAGCGGCAGCACAAAGCCUCAACAAUGUUUUCGGAAGUGUAACUAUAAUAGGAUGAAUUUCAUACUGGAAUCAAAGCCAUGGAGAUGGGCUCAAGUGUAUUUUUUUUUUUUUUUGCUCUCUGUAGAGCGGCUUUAAUAACACUUGAGCUGUCAGACGGGCAUGAGACAGUACAGGGCUGCAAUAACUGCAGCAUGAUUGAUUCAUUUUCAUUAAACUGAAUUCAUAAAGGGCUGUGAGGUCAUCUCCCCAUUGUCUCUGUGAAUGUGACAGUGAGUUUAUGCUUCACACACAAAUUAAACAUGGUUUUGUCUUCAAAGCUGAUUGUGAUAUUUUAGUCACUAUAAUUGAAUGUGUACACACUUUAUUCAAACAGUUGUCCAAUUUUCAACAAUAUGAUGAACAGUGGAAAAGGUGUGACCGCUACAGUUGCAGACACCGUAUAAUUAGGGUGUAGUUGUUACAUACAGCCUAGUUAUACUGUGUAUUUCCAACCUUGUAACAUUCAAGUAGUCUACUUAUAUCACAACUGUGUAAAGGAAGAAAAAAGCUUCUGCUGCAAUUAUAAUGUUGGCACCUCAAACAGUUGCUUGUGCUGUUAGGAAUCAAGUUGUUGGAAAGGAUUCUUCACAAAAUCAGUGAAGUAAUAGAUUCAGUUCUAUUUUGAAGUGAUACAUUUUAAGGACACAUUAUGACCUCCUCAGUCUAGUGUAAUACACAGUGGUUAUCAACCCUUUGGUGUUGCAGCUGCCCGGAAACAUCAGGUUGGUGUUGGUGACCCAUCUCUUCAGCACUGGGACCUUUUUAACUGACAAACUGCGUCUGGAAAAAGUCCUAAAAGUGCCAAAACAGGGAGGCGAAUGUCCUAUCAGAGCAACCCCUGGAAGAAAUAAUCUCAUGACCCCCUUGGGGUUUGGGACCACCAGGCUGACAACCAAUGGUAUAACAGACUGAGAGCAGGCAGCCUUCCAGUCUAACACUGGGGCAGAUGGUGUGAGGCUACAACAAUUAUUGUCCAACAUGGAUUUGGGUCUGUUUUUGUUUAGUGCUGCAAUUAACUUUAACAGGAUGAAUUUAAGAUAUAGAUUUUUUUUUUUUUUGUUGACUUGAAUGAAUGUUAUGUCAAGGAAAUGUCAGAAAACUUGUGAAAAUGAUCCUUUAUAGUUUUUCAGAGCCUGUAGCGUGAGGUCUGAGUGUCUCGUAUUGUUCCCACGCACACUCCAUAUGAGAGAUUCAGUUUGCAGUUAUUUAAAAUGUAUCAGUAAAUUACUAAUGACAUUAAAUCCAAUAAAAAGUUA
Molecule: messenger RNA, 2860 nt
Organism: Acanthopagrus latus (yellowfin seabream)
Lineage: Eukaryota; Metazoa; Chordata; Actinopteri; Spariformes; Sparidae
Gene: st6galnac5b
Product: ST6 (alpha-N-acetyl-neuraminyl-2,3-beta-galactosyl-1,3)-N-acetylgalactosaminide alpha-2,6-sialyltransferase 5b
Exons: 6
Coding region: 396-1388 (330 amino acids)
Biological process (GO): ganglioside biosynthetic process; oligosaccharide metabolic process
Molecular function (GO): alpha-N-acetylgalactosaminide alpha-2,6-sialyltransferase activity
Source: RefSeq, a predicted model, not a curated record